Messenger RNA from Agrilus planipennis (emerald ash borer), 2502 nucleotides. RefSeq names its product extracellular serine/threonine protein CG31145. The coding region runs from base 200 to 1699 and encodes 499 amino acids. Gene Ontology annotation, cellular component: Golgi apparatus. NCBI's taxonomy places the organism in Eukaryota, Metazoa, Arthropoda, Insecta, Coleoptera, Buprestidae. The transcript has 9 exons. The record is from RefSeq and is a predicted model, not a curated record. Gene Ontology annotation, molecular function: protein serine/threonine kinase activity. Gene Ontology annotation, biological process: protein phosphorylation.
AUAAAACAUUAGGCAGUAAGUACGUACUUAACCACCGGGCACAACAAUGGUACGUUCGUCUGUUGCAAAAUUCCAUCCGAAUUCGCGUCGCGUUGUUCUCUUCUAGUGAUGGUUAAAAUGACAGUGUUGUAUUAUUGUGAACUAAAUAUUUUUUGUGACUGUUGAGAACUGUUUGCAAUGUUUUUAUGCUGUCUCUUCUAUGCUGUAUACUACUACAACUGCUGCUAGAAUGAGGGUACUUUUGUUUGUUACCGGUUUUAUUCUAAUGAUACCUUUUACUCCUGCAAGAAGUCGUCCCCCCGGCUUAUUAAGAAUUGGAAACAUCAAUGUGUCCAAAGAAUCAUAUCCGGGCGAGACUACCGGAUCAUCCGGUCGUCAUUUGUCCAAAUCAAAAAAAACUACGUCAAGAAGGCAGCACAGGAAUCACGUUCCUGAUGAAGACGAAGCCGCGGAUGAUAACUCGAAAAAGCACGACGACUUUAGCGACUUGGUCGACUAUUUAGACCUAGACAGUGCCGAGAAAGAAAAAUACAGAAUCGAAAUCGACCGUGGUCAUUCAGUUGUCGGCAGUGAAGAAAAGGACGAUAAGUCCAAUCCUACGCUGGGCCAGCUAAAAGGGGUUAAAACUAGGAGAAAUACCACCAUACUAGAACGAUUCCAUUUUAAAAUAUCAAAAAGAGAACUUUAUGCCAAAGAUGAUACAACAAUCGAUGAUCUACUGUACAAUUUAGCAACAGAACCAAUUCUUCAUGUUUCUCAAAAGACUGGCGGAACCCAAUUGAAACUUGUAAUUGACUACCCGAAUAACGUGCAAGCACUUUUUAAACCUAUGCGGUUCCCCAGAGAGCAACAGACUCUGCCGAAUCAUUUUUAUUUCACGGAUUACGAACGACACAACGCCGAGAUAGCCGCCUUCCACUUGGACAGAAUUUUGGGUUUUAGAAGGUCCGUGCCAGUGGUAGGUCGACUUCUAAAUAUGACAAGCGAAAUAUACCAAGUGGCCGAUGGUGAUCUACUUAAAACAUUUUUCAUUUCUCCGUCCGAUAAUUUAUGCUUUCAUGGGAAAUGCUCCUAUUAUUGUGACACUUCUCAUGCAAUUUGUGGCAAUCCCGACGAAUUGGAAGGCAGUUUUGCAGCAUUUCUACCGUCUAAGGAAUUUGCUCCGAGGAAGGUAUGGCGUCAUCCAUGGAGACGUUCUUACCAUAAAAGAAGGAAAGCACAAUGGGAGACAGACAACAAAUACUGCACAUAUGUCAAGGAAAUUCCACCCUAUGAUCAAGGAAGGCGGCUUUACGACCUAAUGGACAUGGCCGUACUAGAUUUUCUUAUGGGGAAUAUGGACAGACAUCACUAUGAAACAUUCAGAAUUUUUGGCAACGACACAUUUCCUCUUCACUUAGAUCAUGGUAGAGGUUUUGGUAAGCCGUUCCACGACGAGCUUUCGAUUCUUGCACCGAUUCUUCAGUGUUGCAUGAUAAGACAGAAAACCCUAUCGACGCUUCUAGAGUUUCAUAAUGGUCCCGACAAACUGAGCGAGUUAAUGCGAAAAAGCAUGUCGAAGGAUCCAAUUGCACCAAUCUUAUGGGAACCGCACCUCGAAGCGCUCGAUAGGAGAGUGGAAAUAAUUCUUAGGGCGGUCAGGGAAUGUCUGUCCAAAGGGGAAAAUCUUAGUACCAACGACGAGGAUGAAGACACGUAGCGUUUUUACGUAUUUUAGUUAAUAGGGGUUAAUUUGGGUUUAAAAAAAGUAUGAUAUGCACAACAUUUCUCGAAAAUUAAUAAAUAUUUAUAACCUGUGAAAUAUAAUAAGUAUGCAUAGUUACAACAUUUACUUACAAAGUAAAAAGGGUGUUUGUUUUUAAUGAGAAACGUUGAUGCAAAUCCAAUGAUAUUUAUUUGGUCUUUAAAAACCAUUUAACUAUUUGUAAAUAUAAGAGGGAUUUAGUUUUAGAAUUGACUUUCUAUAUUUUGUAUAACAAUGAUUGUAGAUAACGAAAACCAAUGAAAUGUACAGUUCAUUUAAUUAAGGGUUAAAAUGUGGGUCUUUAGUUGUUGAAAAUUCAUCAAAAUUUUAUAAAUUGUUUGCAUAAAAUAUCUAACAAAAACACUAUAAUUGUAAAAUUUUAAUAAGUCGAUCAAGUUCCGCAUAAUUAAUUAACAAAAUAUCCAAUGUUGUUGAUAGCACUAUUUCAGUAAGUCCAUAUUUUUAAUAUCUAUCAAAAAAAAAUUACAAAAUACUGUUCAAAAUUCUACGGAAGCUUAUUAAGCUUUUACAGAAUUAUAGUGGUUAAUUUUUAAUUUAUUUAUAAGUUUAAUUUAUCCUAGUCACAAAUUGAAGCGGCAUAAUUAUCUAAUUAUUAUCUAUAUAAGAAAGAUACCAUAAAUUGGUGAAAUGUAUUUGUUAUAUUAUGUAUUGUUUCAGAAGACAGAUACUUAUUCGAUUUGGAAAAUGUGAAAAAUUUAUUGUGCUUUGAAAUUUAAUAAAACAUUGUUUUCCCAAAA